Talaromyces proteolyticus is the source of this 876-nucleotide messenger RNA. Its product is annotated as putative LaeA-like methyltransferase. NCBI's taxonomy places the organism in Eukaryota, Fungi, Ascomycota, Eurotiomycetes, Eurotiales, Trichocomaceae. The record is from RefSeq and is a predicted model, not a curated record. The transcript is spliced from 4 exons. Bases 1 to 876 code for a protein of 291 amino acids.
AUGGCAACAGAAACCGAAGGCCAUUAUAUUCUUAAUCGUGAUGCAACUGAGUCAACUCGGUUAGAUGAACAACAUACGCUUCUGACCGAACUAGCCGGAGGCAGUCCUAUUCAUUCACGAAUAGCUAUUGACAAUAUCCACGCCAUUGCAGAUAUCGCUACAGGAACUGGUGUAUGGUUGAAACACAUCUGCACAUUGUUGAAGGACAUUCCUACAGAUCGACCUCGGUACUUUCACGGAUUUGAUAUCUCAGACUCUCAGUUUCCAAGAGAACAUGCGGGAAUACAUUUUUCAGUGCAGGAUAUUACCAAACCUUUCUCUGAUGCGCAUCUAAACCGGUAUGACCUUGUCCAUGUUCGACUACUAUUCUGUGGCUUGAAGAAGAGCGAAUAUGAGAUUGCGGUUGCAAAUUUGAUGACUUUGUUGAAGCCCGGUGGCUUUUUACAAUGGGAUGAGAUUGAUUACCAUGCACUUACACAAUUAAACCAAGAAAAUCCACGAUUUUUUGAGAUCAUGAAAAUCGUCAACGAUGGACUGAACAGUGCCCAGUAUAGCGAUUCCGCUCCCAAGCUACUGAAGCAAACGUUUAAACGUAAAGGGCUUGUGAAGAUUACUAGCCACGACUACGUUUCCAGCGAGCAGCCACGGAGCGCCGAAAUCAUGCAGAAGUGGUUGCAUAAUGCCCUGCGAAUGCUUAUUCCGUGGGCUUUGGAGACAUCUGAAAAAGAGAAAGGUGUGGAUUCAACUAAUCAAAAAUCGGCAAACGAGAUCAUCAAAGAGAUGGGAACAAUUUUUGCUGCAAAAUUGGUCCCACGGGGAGAAGUAAGUGUCGUAGUAGGGCAGAAAAAAGGCCAAACUUUCUGCAGCAUUCUCUAG